AAACACUAUGAAUUCAAGCAAUAUAAGAAAGGCUUGAAAGCUACCGAACAGAUACUGAAAAAGUAUCCAGAACAUGGGGAGACGUUAGCUAUGAAAGGUUUAUUUCUUAACCAUAUGGAUAAAAAAGAAGAUGCUCGAGAAUUCGUACGAAAGGGCCUCCGAUCUGAUCUGAAAAGCUGGCAUGUAUAUGGAUUGCUACAUCGAUCCGAUAAGAAUUAUGGUGAAGCGUUGAAAUGUUAUACUCAAGCUUUAAAAAUCGAUAAGGAUAACAUGCAGAUCCUUCAAGAUUAUUCUCUACUCCAAAUCCAAAUGCGAAAUUAUGAAGCUUUUAAUUUGAGGCCAAAUAAUCAAAGAUAUUGGUUAGGACUUGCAAUAUCUUAUCAUCUAUUGGAAAAUUACGAAACUGCUGAAAGAGUUUUGAAAAUUUAUGAAGGAACUCUUAAACCUGGUCAAACAAAUUACGAGCAUA
Messenger RNA from Racocetra persica, 469 nucleotides. NCBI's taxonomy places the organism in Eukaryota, Fungi, Glomeromycota, Glomeromycetes, Diversisporales, Gigasporaceae. The record is from the annotation of a GenBank genome assembly.